AAGAAAUAUAGCUAAUCAAUCAAGCCAAGUUGAAAAAUGGGUGCUUUUGCAAUGGCAGUGGCUCUUUCUGUGGAGAUGCUUUUGUUCUCCUCUUUGUUUUUGCUACCAAUUUCUGUGAUUUCCCAAAAUAAUGGAAGAGUAGCAGUUGGGAGUUCUCUAACUGCAACUACAGGCGACUCCUCAUCAUGGCUUUCUCCAUCCGGUGAUUUCGCGUUUGGAUUUUCGCCCCUCGGAAACAAUGAUCGUUUCUUGCUUUCGAUAUGGUAUGCGAAAAUCCCAGACAAAACCGUAGUUUGGUAUGCAUAUGACGGUAACAACCCCAUGGUUGCACCUGGGGGAUCAGUUCUGAACUUGACUGCCAACAGUGGACUAGUUCUUAACAAUCCUCAGGGUGGAGAGAUAUGGAAAUCCGAAAUAACCUUGGGGACUGUUGCGAACGGGGUCAUGAAUGACACCGGAAACUUUGUCCUUCAACACCAAAACUCGGGGAGCUUGUGGGAGACCUUCAGCAGUCCUACAGACACCGUUUUGCCUGGACAGACAAUUGAGAGAAACGGGACGCUUUCGUGUAGACAAUCGGAGACUAACUACACAAAAGGGCGGUUCCAGCUGAGCUUGCAAGGUGAUGGAAACCUCGUGCUCAUUUCCGUCACAACAGAUAAUGCCAACAUCCCUUACUUCUCCACGAAGACCACCUCAGGGAACGUGCCAGGUAGUCAAGGCAAACGAUUGGUGUUCAGCAGCUCAGGGGACAUGUUUGUUCUAAGAGAAAAUGAUGGAAGAGUUCCUCUUAAGGGGACAGAGGGAGUGUCGGUGAGGGACAACUACAUAAGGGCAACUCUUGAUUUUGAUGGGAUUUUCGCUUUAUAUUCUCACCCGAAAAACUUCACGGGAAAUGCAAGUUGGAUUAGUCCUCUGGUGUAUAUGCCGGAUGAUAUUUGCCUACGACUGGGCGUUGGUGUUUGCGGUUACAACAGUACCUGUAUGCUCAAACCAGAUAAAAGGCCAACCUGCGAAUGCCCAAAAGGGUUUUCUUUUCUUGAUCCGAAGGAUAUAUACCGAGGCUGCAAACCCGAUUUGAGCCGGAAAUCUGUGACACGCGUGGAAUCAGUAUUAUUAGCAGAUAAAUGGGUUUGGAUUGGCAUUUCUAUAGCUGCUGCUCUAGUGCUUUGCACCGCGUACUAUCUACUCCGACGAAGAAGAUCAGCCCUUGCAUCAGCUGGUGAGAACUGGCCAGAGAUUGAGAACGAAAUGCUUAUCUUCAUGAAAUCUAAGCGACAUCAUGAUUUUAGCGUUUUUAGCUAUUCAUCCAUCGUGGCUGCCACAAGAAACUUCGCUGAAGAAAACAAGCUAGGACAAGGAGGGUUUGGACCGGUUUAUAAGGGGAAAUUGGCGACGGGACAAGAAAUAGCUGUGAAGAGGCUUUCGAAAUGUUCAGGGCAAGGAACAUCAGAAUUCAAGAAUGAACUGAUACUUAUAUAUGAACUCAAACAUACAAACCUGGUUCACCUUUUCGGAUUUUGCAUUCAUGGUGAAGAAAUGAUGUUGAUAUAUGAGUAUCUGCAGAACAAAAGUUUGGACCACUUUUUAUUUGAUCCAAUCAGAGGUCUACUACUAGAUUGGAAGAAGCGUUUUAGCAUUCUCGAAGGAAUUGCUCAAGGGUUGCUUUAUCUGCACAAAUACUCAAGAAAGAAAGUAAUUCAUAGAGAUGUAAAAGCUAGUAACAUACUACUUGAUGAAAACAUGAACCCAAAAAUUUCAGAUUUUGGUAUGGCAAGGAUUUUCACCCAAAAUGAAUUGGAAGCAAACACUAGAAAGGUUGUGGGGACACUUGGUUACAUGCCUCCAGAGUCCGUGGGGGGAAUUAUUUCUGUAAAGUCUGAUGUCUACAGUUUCGGGGUAUUGAUGCUUGAAAUCAUAAGUGGAAGGAAAAACAACAGCUUUUACAAUGACGAUCGCGCACUCAAUUUAGUAGGAUAUGCAUGGGAGUUAUGGAAAAAAGGUGCAGGGCUAGAAUUAACGGAUCCAACAUUAGGAAAUUCGUUUAUUAAAGAGCAACUGUUAAGAUGCAUCCAUGUCGGUCUGCUUUGCGUAGAAGAAAAUGCAGCAGAUCGCCCUACCAUGUCAGAUGUCAUAUCUAUGUUGACAAAUGAAAGCUUUCGAUUAGCAUCACCAACAAAGCCAGCAUUUUUUGUUGGAAGGAGGACGGUGGAGGCUGGUAUAAGUGGGAAUCAGCAACUUGAAACUGUUGCUUCAGCAAACUACAUGUCCAGUUCAGAUUUUGAAGCGCGUUAAUUAAAGGAGGUUAUGCAUCAACUGGAGUUGGCUGAUGGCUUUUGGCACCUUUCAAGAUACUUGAGAAGUUUUAGAGUUUAAUUUACAGAGGGUGCUUGCUUCUGUAGUCCCUAUAUAAAAUAAAAUUAAAAUAAAACUAGAUGCUCAUUUAUUACCUUUGAAUUAAGGAUAUGUGAUGAUGAUGAUCCAUGAAGUACUGUGAUAUAUAAAAUAGUAUGUCUUUCAUUCAAUUGAAAAUUUUCGUAUUGUUUGAUGGAACGAGAAGGCUUUUGAUAAGCAUAUGUUAGAAACACUCAAAA
This is a messenger RNA of Malus domestica (apple), 2594 nucleotides long. Its product is annotated as receptor-like serine/threonine-protein kinase SD1-7. Gene Ontology annotation, biological process: protein phosphorylation. The record is from RefSeq and is a predicted model, not a curated record. Gene Ontology annotation, molecular function: ATP binding; protein serine/threonine kinase activity. NCBI's taxonomy places the organism in Eukaryota, Viridiplantae, Streptophyta, Magnoliopsida, Rosales, Rosaceae.